AUGCAUUCUCUACGACCAAAACAAGUCGACUUCGAGAAGCAAUGGGGAGUCCUUCAGCCGACAAUAAUCAACCUUAUCACAUUGGUGCCGGUAAAGAGACAAGUUUGGAACGACAGCUUUUCGGAUAUUUACGAGAUGUGUGUCGCCAUACCUUUUUCGUUCAGUCAAGAGCUCUACAAGGCACUAGAGUCAGCUCUGCAACUCCAUUUAACAAACAAGACCGAGGAACUCAAAGCUAUUGACGAUUUGCUUCUACUCAAGAACUACUACUCUACUUGGAAGAUUUAUUUGGAAGGAGCCUUUUAUCUUCAUCAGCUAUUUGGCUACCUCAACAAACAAUUCGUCAAAGAUAAACAGAAAUCUGACACACUAGCUCAGCAUCGGCCAUUCAUCCACGAUCCAAACCCAAUGUACGAAGUUGGCCAUCUUUGUCUGGAGAUAUGGAAAGAAACAUUGGUUAUGCCUAUUCGGAAACGCCUUGUCGAUUUGAUACUGCAGGCUGUUUCCGAUGACAGAAAAGAUGUCGCGAUCAACGACAAGAAAAUUAUUGCCGGUGUCAUUAGGUCAAUUUUGCAAGUUAGUAAUGGUGAUUUUGGGCUACAACCCUAUGUGAAAUAUGCGACGUAUGAGACGACAUUCUAUCAGCAAAUCUUUGAGCAACAGUUGCUAGAUUUAACAAGGAAACAUUACUCGGAUGUUGCUCAAAACUUACUAUCUGCAUUUUCACCAUCUCUUUACAUGGAAAAGAUAAUUGAGAUUUUGGCACAAGAAGAAGAACGAAGCGAGACUUAUUUCAAUCAAGUAUCUGUGAAUAAGGUGAUCGGAAUUUGUCGAGACGUUCUUAUCAAUGAACACAAAAAUUGGCUUGAAGCUGCAUGCCCAGAGAUGAUUGCAGCAGAGAAUAUAAAAGAUCUUCGCAACAUGUAUCUACUUUUGAAACCAAUUCCAUCUGGAACCCAAGUGAUGACACGAGAGUUUGAAUCGCAUGUAAAAAGCAAAGGGUUCGCCUCAAUAUCCAAUUUGAAUGGAGAUAAUAUUCCGGCAUUGUUUGUUGAAAACUCGAUUCAAGUUUACCAAAAGUACAGCAAGAUGAAAAGCCAGGUCUUUGAGGACGACGUUGAUUUCACGCAUGCUUUUGAUAAGGCCCUGCAAUCAGUUAUCAACUCGAAAGAUUCAACAAAAACUCCAAAGGCGCCUGAGAGAUUGGCUCGAUUUACUGACAGUCUGUUGAGGAAAAGCACAAAAGCGUUAAGUGAUCGCGACUUGGAAAAAAAAUUGGACGAGGCGAUCAUAAUUUUCCGUUAUUUGGAGGACAAGGAUAUGUUUCAAAAGUAUUUCUCAAAGAUGCUUGCAAAUCGUCUCAUUAUGACCACGUCCUCAUCAAUGGAUUCUGAAGAGAUGAUGAUCACAAAGCUGAAGCAAGCUUGUGGCUAUGAGUUCACAUCCAAACUUUCAAGGAUGUUCACAGAUAUUGGAUUGAGCAAAGAAUUGUCGACUAAAUACGAAGAGUACAUGAAGAAGAAUAAUCUGCCCAACCUGCCCGUCCCUAUGACCCCUUUAAUUCUCGGUGCUGCCGCUUGGCCGUUGUCGAUGCCACAAUCAACAAGCCAAGAGAAAAACACAAAUGAAACAAAGUUCAUUUUGCCUCGCGAUCUUCAACCUUGUAUCGACGGAUUCGAAAAAUUCUACGGCGAUACUCACAAUGGAAGAAAGUUGAGCUGGUUGUUCCAUUUGUCAAAUGCUGAAGUGAGACUGAGCUACUUGGACAAGCCUUAUGUGAUUAAUCUAUCGACACAUCAGCUGGCCAUACUGCUGAAUUUGCAACACAAGGACUCGAUCACUUUGGACUUGAUUGCAACCGACACUGGAUUAAAAAACGAUUUGUUGCAAAAGAAUCUCGCUACCAUCCAAGAAUCUGGGAUCAUCGACGUGGAAACGAAAGAUGAUCAACAAAUUGUGUCACUGAACAACAAGUUCACCUCUAAACGGAUGAAAAUCAAAAUCAACACGCCGCAUUUUGCCAAAACUUCCGAGAAGGCCGAAGCAGAGAGCGUUGCUCACACAGUUGCCCAAGAUCGUAAAUACUACAUGGAGUGUGCCAUUGUGCGCAUCAUGAAAACAAGGAAGAUGCUAAAGCACCACGAGCUCAUCCAAGAGGUGAUCACUCAAACACGAGGCCGCUUCCAACCAGACAUUGCGUUUAUUAAAAAGACCAUUGAAGAUUUGAUCGAAAAGCUAUACAUUCAAAGGACGGAGCAAACGGACGAAUAUCAAUACCUCGCA
Messenger RNA from Mesorhabditis belari, 2283 nucleotides. Lineage: Eukaryota; Metazoa; Nematoda; Chromadorea; Rhabditida; Rhabditidae. The record is from the annotation of a GenBank genome assembly.